AACAAAAGUAAUGAACACGGAGAAACAAAAGCCAUGAAGCUCAUUGGUUAGGUUUAAGCUUAAUAAGAAGAUUUUAUUAAAUUUUAAUGACGAUGAUAACAAUUAUAUUUUCUGACUUCUUUAAAACCCCCUCUUACAAACAGAAGCUCCCUUUUUCAGUAGAAGUCCGAUUCCCAAUCUUAAAGACAAAGCCAUUAGAAAGAGAAAGUGAGUGAGAGAGAGAGAGAAACUAGCUCCAUGUUCGAAACAGAGCAUCAUACUCUCUUACCUCUUCUUCUUCUCCCAUCGCUUUUGUCUCUUCUUCUCUUCUUGAUUCUCUUGAAGAGAAGAAAUAGAAAAACCAGAUUCAAUCUACCUCCGGGUAAAUCCGGUUGGCCAUUUCUUGGUGAAACCAUCGGUUAUCUUAAACCGUACACCGCCACAACACUCGGUGACUUCAUGCAACAACAUGUCUCCAAGUAUGGUAAGAUAUAUAGAUCGAACUUGUUUGGAGAACCAACGAUCGUAUCAGCUGAUGCUGGACUUAAUAGAUUCAUAUUACAAAACGAAGGAAGGCUCUUUGAAUGUAGUUAUCCUAGAAGUAUAGGUGGGAUUCUUGGGAAAUGGUCGAUGCUUGUUCUUGUUGGUGACAUGCAUAGAGAUAUGAGAAGUAUCUCGCUUAACUUCUUAAGUCACGCACGUCUUAGAACUAUUCUACUUAAAGAUGUUGAGAGACAUACUUUGUUUGUUCUUGAUUCUUGGCAACAAAACUCUAUUUUCUCUGCUCAAGACGAGGCCAAAAAGUUUACGUUUAAUCUAAUGGCGAAGCAUAUAAUGAGUAUGGAUCCUGGAGAAGAAGAAACAGAGCAAUUAAAGAAAGAGUAUGUAACUUUCAUGAAAGGAGUUGUCUCUGCUCCUCUAAAUCUACCAGGAACUGCUUAUCAUAAAGCUCUUCAGUCACGAGCAACGAUAUUGAAGUUCAUUGAGAGGAAAAUGGAAGAGAGAAAAUUGGAUAUCAAGGAAGAAGAUCAAGAAGAAGAAGAAGUGAAAACAGAGGAUGAAGCAGAGAUGAGUAAGAGUGAUCAUGUUAGGAAACAAAGAACAGACGAUGAUCUUUUGGGAUGGGUUUUGAAACAUUCGAAUUUAUCGACGGAGCAAAUUCUCGAUCUCAUUCUUAGUUUGUUAUUUGCCGGACAUGAGACUUCUUCUGUAGCCAUUGCUCUCGCUAUCUUCUUCUUGCAAGCUUGCCCUAAAGCCGUUGAAGAGCUUAGGGAAGAGCAUCUUGAGAUCGCGAGGGCCAAGAAGGAACUAGGAGAGUCAGAAUUAAAUUGGGAUGAUUACAAGAAAAUGGACUUUACUCAAUGUGUUAUAAAUGAAACUCUUCGAUUGGGAAAUGUAGUUAGGUUUUUGCAUCGCAAAGCACUCAAAGAUGUUCGGUACAAAGGAUACGAUAUCCCUAGUGGGUGGAAAGUGUUACCGGUGAUCUCAGCCGUACAUUUGGAUAAUUCUCGUUAUGACCAACCUAAUCUCUUUAAUCCUUGGAGAUGGCAACAGGUAAAUAAAAAGUUUCUCUCGUUAACUAUCGAAAAUUAGUGUAUAGUUUUUUCAUCUAUUGCAUGAAUAGAUACGUCCUACGUGAUUUACCUAUCUAUAGAUACUAUACGAGAACUAUUAAUCUGGCAAAAACUUUUUAUUAUUAUUAUCUUUCAAGUUAGAUCUUAACACGUCAUGGAUCAUUGAUCACAUGAAAGCAUAUAAAUUAAAAAUAAGAGAGAGAAAGAGACGUGUUGGUGUAAGUGUACGUGAAGACAAUUAAUUAGUAGGAUGGUAUGUCUUUAAUGACGUAGGAGCUGCCUAAAUAUUCUUAUAAUCGUGACCGUUGAUUUAUUAUUAGUCACGGCUUUGAUACAAUUUAAGAUUUGACGGACGAUGGUACCACGGCUUUGACGGAUCUCACACGCCCGAUGACUUGUACGUGCGUUAGAUUCUGCCACGUUGACUGGUUUUAAUACUUAGAUUUAUAACUCUAUUAAUUAUAACAACUAUCAAAUCGGCGAAUUAGAGAAAUAUACUAUAUAGUAUUAUUAUGAUUAUUAUGAGAUAAUACUUUAUGAAAUAAGAUAAUAAUGGUAGUCAUGAUGUUAUAGUGAGUGGGGAAGGUAAGAGGUGGUGAGAGAUGAUUAAUGACCCACGUGGUGUGGUGCCAACAAGCACGUGUUCUUCUUCCUUUUUUCUUCCAACUUCUUUUUUUGGGGGUUUAUUGUGAUCUAUAAAAUCGGUUUGUCGUUUUUUUUUGUGACGAGCAGCAAAACAACGGAGCGUCAUCCUCAGGAAGUGGUAGUUUUUCGACGUGGGGAAACAACUACAUGCCGUUUGGAGGAGGGCCAAGGCUAUGUGCUGGUUCAGAGCUAGCCAAGUUAGAAAUGGCAGUGUUUAUUCAUCAUCUAGUUCUUAAAUUCAAUUGGGAAUUAGCAGAAGAUGAUAAACCAUUUGCUUUUCCUUUUGUUGAUUUUCCUAACGGUUUGCCUAUUAGGGUUUCUCGUAUUCUGUAAAAAAAAAAAAAGAUGAAAGUAUUUUUAUUCUCUUCUUUUUUUUUUGAUAAUUUUAAAUCAUUUUUUUUGCCCAAUGAUAUAUAAAAAUUUGGAUAAAUAAUAUUAUUGGAUAUUCGUUUUUUAGUUCGGGUUUGAGAAAAGGGUUUCGACUUUCGAAAGUGGACGAUGUAUAUAGAUUGGGAGCUAGGUUGAGUCUUUGGACAUUUGUAUUGGAUGUUGUUGAUUAUUAGUGUCGACACUAUUAAACCUUAAAUGGGCUUUCUAUAAGGCCCAAUUAUAUUACGAUUAUAACAAAGUGACAACUUUUACCUCG
Molecule: messenger RNA, 2844 nt
Organism: Arabidopsis thaliana (thale cress)
Lineage: Eukaryota; Viridiplantae; Streptophyta; Magnoliopsida; Brassicales; Brassicaceae
Gene: DWF4
Product: Cytochrome P450 superfamily protein
Exons: 7
Coding region: 238-1572 (444 amino acids)
Biological process (GO): brassinosteroid biosynthetic process; steroid biosynthetic process
Cellular component (GO): membrane
Molecular function (GO): heme binding; monooxygenase activity; oxidoreductase activity, acting on paired donors, with incorporation or reduction of molecular oxygen
Source: RefSeq, marked reviewed